CAACUUCCGAGGCGACAGCAGUAGUUGGCUGUAACUUCUAGCUUUCAUUUACGGGUGGGAACAUGGAGAGAAUAAACGUGCCCCCUGUGGGCCCCAUGGACCUGCCUUUGUCCUUGCUGGAGAUGGGCUGCUCGGGCAGGUUUGAGCUCAUCACACACCCCCUGCCUGGACAGCCUUUACCUCCACAGAGCACGCUCCCACAUGGGCUGCCUCCCACCAGCCUCAGCCUGGAAACAGAAGUAGAGAAACAAUUUUUACAGGAUCCAUCUUGGCUUCCUAUCCAUGACACUGACUUAUCCUUCCAGAAGUUUCUGAAAGUGACUAAGAGAGACGUUAAUGUCGACUCUCUGCUAAACUGUGCUCCAUCUCCGCUUCACUCUGGUCUCUCUGUUGUGAGAGAUCCAACCACAGGGAUGCUGCUCGACUUCACAGAGGUCUUACUUGAAAACACUGGCCUCUCAGCAAAGAACUCACUGUCAUUACAACGACAACCAGGUCCUCCUUCAGAGAGCCUUCGAGGAAGCAACACCAGCUACCCUUUCCUCCCUGGAGGUAUGGAGGAACUUACUCUGGACCAAAUUAAGAAGAAAUCUGAUCUAGAAGAGGACAUAGACUUUGAGAAAGAUUUACUUAGAGUUCCCCCUGGACUAAAGAAUGGGAUGGAUUUUACUGAUAAAGAUGCCAAAAUAGCGAAACCAGAGGUCAACCUCAUGUCACUUCUGUCCACAUUUGACGGACUCACUGACUUGCAUCGCGAGGUAGAAGAGAAGGAGGAAGGAAAAGAAACAGACAAAGCUCCUAAAUUACCCAGAACGAACAGCCUUGAAGAUCUUGGCAUCAAGGAUGCUGUGUCGUCUUCUGCUUCGGCAGAGAAGGGAAAAGUGGAGAAAUCCAAACCAAAUGAGAACCCAGAGGAAAACAAGAAAUGGGCCAUCCCUGUUGACAUUACUUCACCCUGUGAUGAUUUCUAUAAGCGAAUCCCCAACCCAGCCUUUAAGUGGCCGUUUGAGCUGGAUGUUUUCCAGAAACAAGCUGUGCUGAGGCUGGAGGCUCACGACUCGGUGUUUGUAGCUGCACACACAUCAGCUGGCAAAACAGUGGUGGCCGAGUACGCCAUCGCGCUCUCCCAGAAACACAUGACAAGGACGAUCUACACGUCUCCCAUUAAAGCCCUGUCCAAUCAGAAGUUCAGAGAUUUCAAGAACACUUUUGGAGAUGUGGGAUUGCUGACAGGCGACGUCCAGCUCAGUCCUGAAUCUUCCUGUCUCAUUAUGACCACUGAGAUCCUCCGGUCCAUGCUUUACAAUGGCUCAGAGGUCAUCAGAGACCUGGAGUGGGUGAUCUUCGACGAGGUUCACUACAUUAAUGAUGCCGAGAGAGGUGUUGUGUGGGAGGAAGUUUUGAUUAUGCUUCCAGAUCACGUCAGCAUCAUCCUCCUUAGCGCCACAGUGCCAAACGCUCUGGAGUUCAGUGAGUGGAUCGGGCGCAUUAAGAAAAGGCAUAUUUACGUGAUCAGCACAUUGAAGAGACCUGUGCCUCUGGAGCAUUAUCUAUACACCGGAAACAGCACCAAGACUCAGAAAGAGAUGUUCCUGCUUCUGGAUGCUGUGGGCAACUUCCUCACCAAAGGAUACUACGCAGCUGUUGAUGCAAAGAAGGAACGCACCAGCAAACAUGCCCAGUCUUUUGGAACGAAAAACACCUCUCACAAUACUUCAGCCAGUCAGGAUCGAGCGGUAUGGCUCACUCUCCUGCACUUCCUGUCCCAGCGGCAGCAGACCCCGGUGGUCGCCUUCACCUUCUCUCGGACACGUUGUGAUGAAAACGCUCGCUCUUUGGAGUCAAUGGACCUGACGACUUCCAUAGAAAAAGCAGAGAUUCACUCCUUUUUCCAGAAAAGCCUGAGUCGUCUCCGAGGAGGAGACAGACUACUGCCUCAGAUCCUGCUCAUGAGGGACCUGUUGAAGAGAGGAAUAGCAGUACAUCACAGUGGGAUCCUGCCAAUUCUGAAGGAGGUCAUCGAAAUGCUUUUUUCAAGAGGUCUAGUAAAGGUGCUGUUUGCCACUGAGACAUUUGCGAUGGGAGUGAACAUGCCUGCCAGGACUGUGGUGUUCGACAGCAUCAGGAAACACGACGGGACCGGCUUCAGGAAUCUGCUGCCUGGUGAGUAUAUUCAGAUGGCGGGCAGAGCGGGCAGGAGAGGCCUGGACGCCACCGGCACCGUCAUCAUUCUGUGUAAAGCCGGCGUGCACGAGAUGGCAGAUCUGCACGUCAUGAUGCUGGGUAAACCCACCAUCCUCCAGUCCCAGUUCAGACUCACCUACACUAUGAUCCUCAACCUGCUGCGAGUCGAAGCCCUCCGUGUGACCGACAUGAUGAGACGGAGCUUCUCUGAAAGCCACCGAGACACUCAGGCCCAUGAGAAGAGAAUCAGUCAUCUGAAGCAGGCGUUGUCCUCUCUGCCUCCUCUGGACACAGAAGGCCAGCUGUCAGACCUGUUGCCUUACUACCACACUGUGACGGAGCUGCGAACCACCACUGAGUCCCUGCAGCGCGCCAUUCUGGAGUCUGUCAAUGGGCUGAAAGCUCUGUCUGUGGGUCGAGUAGUGGUGGUUAACAACAAACAGCAUCUCAACGCCCUGGGUGUCAUCCUACAGGUGUCCAACGACUCUGUGAAUCGCACAUUCACUGCUCUCAUCAUCUGUGAGAAAGGCAACGAGGAAGGAGAAGGGAAAGGCAACGACAGCGCUGGCUUCCCACACCUGUACAACACGGCUCUCUUCAUACCUGAAGGCCCUUGUAGCCACACUGUGCAGAAGUUGAAGCUACAGGACAUAACAGCCAUCACAGUGAAAACCCUUAAAGUGAUUCCUGACAGAAUCAUCGAUAAUUACAACAAAAGGCAACAACCGAGAUUCAGACAUGAUCCUCCUGGCCAAGCCAUCUCCACGGCAACCCAGGAGCUCCUCCGACUGGCCGAGGCAAACCCAAGCGGGAUCGCGACCCUCGACCCUGUCAACGACCUCCAGCUGAAGAGUGUGGAUGUGGUCGAGGGCUCCAUGAGGCUCCGCGUGUUGCAGGACAGCCUCCGAGAAUUCAACUGCAUCCACUCACCAACUUUCGCAGAACAGUUUGCGCGGGUGAAGGAGAGGAUGAGCCUUCAGGAGGAGCUGGACAUGCUGCUGUUCUUGGUGUCUGACCAGUCUCUGUCUCUGCUGCCUGAAUACCACCAGAGGAUAAAGGUCCUGCAGUCGCUCCAGUACAUCGACAGCAGCGGCGCUGUGCAGCUCAAAGGCCGCGUGGCCUGUCAGAUCAGCAGCCACGAGCUGCUGCUCACUGAGCUGCUGUUCGAGAAUGCCCUGAGCCCCCUGGCACCGGAGGAGAGCGCCGCCCUGCUGUCCUGUUUGGUGUUUACGCAGAAUACCCAGGUGGAACCACACAUUACCAACACACUGCAAGAGGGCAUCGACCGGGUGCUCUCUGUGGCCCAAAGGAUCGGAGAGCUCCAGAGGGAUUGUGGGAUACCGCAGACAGCAGAGGAGUUUGUGGGCCAGUUCAAGUUUGGCCUGACGGAGGUGGUUUACUGCUGGGCCAGAGGCAUGCCGUUCGCAGAGAUCGCCCAGCUGACCGACGUCCAGGAGGGAACGGUGGUGCGCUGCAUCCAACGCCUGGACGAGGUGCUGAAGGAGGUGCGUCAGGCCGCCCGCAUCGUAGGAGACUCCGUCCUGGGGAGCAAGAUGGAGAAGGCCUCCCUGGCGAUCCGCAGGGACAUCGUCUUCACCGCCUCCCUCUACACCCACUGAGACAGACAAUGUGAGACAGCAGCCGAGUGUUUGUUCGUGUGGAACGUGUGAGAGAGACUCGAGAUACGUGGGGGCGGUAUGGAGAUGUUUCUGUUAGCAAAUGCUGCAUGUGCCUACAAAACAUAACGAUGUUUACAUGAAAUUCCAGUCGGUAAAGAAGGGAAUGAUUUUAACCAACAGACCAAAAGUAUGUACUCUGGAAAUAAUCAUGACAUCUGGAUUGUAAUUUAUUGUACAGUAAUAAAAUCCAAUAUCACCAUGAA
Sphaeramia orbicularis (orbiculate cardinalfish) is the source of this 4066-nucleotide messenger RNA. RefSeq names its product SKI2 subunit of superkiller complex (gene skic2). Gene Ontology annotation, cellular component: Ski complex. Gene Ontology annotation, biological process: nuclear-transcribed mRNA catabolic process, 3'-5' exonucleolytic nonsense-mediated decay. NCBI's taxonomy places the organism in Eukaryota, Metazoa, Chordata, Actinopteri, Kurtiformes, Apogonidae. The coding region runs from base 63 to 3803 and encodes 1246 amino acids. The record is from RefSeq and is a predicted model, not a curated record. The transcript is spliced from 29 exons. Gene Ontology annotation, molecular function: RNA binding; ATP binding; RNA helicase activity.